AUGACCAAGCUGCAUGGUGCUGUAGCGUCUGAAAGCACCAUCUGUUCUGGAAUCGGACGCGAUCUACUUCUAAGAGGAGGAACAGCUGCUGACGCAAUGGUUGGUACAGUCUUUUGCGUCGGUGUUAUUGGCAUGUACCACAGUGGAGUCGGUGGUGGUGGUUUCAUGCUGGUCAGAGGUUCCGAUGGAGAGUAUGAAUUCAUCGACUUCCGAGAGACAGCGCCUGCGGCUGCGUUCCAGGACAUGUACAAGAACAACACGAAUGCAAUUCCUGGUGAGGUCCGUGGAUUGGCACACUUACAUCAAAAGUAUGGCAAACUACCGUGGAAAGAGGUCAUGCAAGGCGCAAUCAAGACUGCUCGCUAUGGUUUCCCAGUCACGGCCGACCUAGUCCGCUACAUGGCCUCUGCCACAGCAGGUCAGACAACCAACUUCCUUGUUGACGACCCGAACUGGGCUAUCGAUUUUGCACCCAAUGGUACUCUGUUGCGACUCAAUGACACAAUCACCCGUCAGCGUUAUGCUUCGACUCUGGAAGCCAUUGCAGAGCGUGGACCCGAUGCUUUCUACACUGGCCCCAUUGCUGAAGCCAUGAUUGACACACUGCAAGCAGCCAACGGCACAAUGACCAUGGAAGACUUGAAGAACUACACUGUAGCAAUCCGCGAUCCCGUCGAGAUCGACUACAGAGGAUACAAGCUCAAGAGUGUGAGCGCACCAGCGUCAGGCGGCGUGGUCUUGUCUACCAUGAAGAUUCUGGAAGGAUACAAUACCAUGGGUGAAGAGGCAUACCUAAAUCUCAGUACUCAUCACUUUGAUGAAGCAACACGCUUCGGUUAUGGCUUCCGUGCUUCCAUGGGAGACCCUCUGUUUGUCGAGGGUAUGGAUGAGUACCAAGCCGAGAUACUCAACGCAACCACAGCGGCAAACGUUCGUCACCUCAUCUCGGACACGCAUACUCUCAACGUGUCAGCAUAUGAUCCAAAGAACCUGGAGAUAAAAGACACGCCUGGAACUUCACAGGUUGUAACUGCUGAUAGCUCCAGCAUGGCUAUCUCACUUACCACGACAGUCAACCUUCUGUUUGGUAGUCAGCUUAUCGUACCCUCGACUGGCGUGAUUAUGAAUAACGAGAUGAACGACUUCUCGAUCCCGGGAACGAAAAACGCUUUCGGCCUCGAUCCUUCAGAAAGCAACUUUGUGCGUCCUGGCAAGAGACCCAUGUCCUCGAUUUCUUGCACUAUCGCUGAAAAUCCCGACGGCUCCCUCUACUUUGUGACAGGCUCUGCAGGAGGCAGCAGAAUCAUCACGGCUACGUUGCAGACAUUGUGGCAUGUUUUGGACCAGAACAUGACUGCUGCUGAAGCUUUGGCAGCACCGCGUCUACAUGACCAGCUUUCUCCCAACUAUGUGAGCUUCGAGUAUGCAUACGACAACCAGACGGUGGCCUACAUGAAGAGCUUGGGUCACAACGUUACAUGGGUGGCUCCAGGACAGAGCACAGCACAGUGUUUGCGAGUAUUGAACAACGGCACGUUUGAUGUUGCUAGCGAGCCUCGCCAGUUGAACUCAGGUGCAUAUGCUGUAUGA
This is a messenger RNA of Aureobasidium musti, 1590 nucleotides long. The record is from the annotation of a GenBank genome assembly. Lineage: Eukaryota; Fungi; Ascomycota; Dothideomycetes; Dothideales; Saccotheciaceae.